UCUGAUUAAUUAGUUUUAUCAUACAUUUAUCGCCCUGACUACAAAUUGUAUUAUCUGGAAUAAGAGUGCAUAAUCGCUGUAUAUUUAUAUUACUACGAUAUGAUAACACAAUAUUAAGAGAUUAAGAUAUAAAUGCGACUUUUCAACUUAUCGCAUGUUCUAGAAGUUGGCUUUAAAACAUUUUCUACCAUGCAAUCUCAACGCAAGGCUCUACUGCUUUCUUCUUCUAACUGCCACGGAUAUUCUUUAUUGGAAUUUGCUAAAGAAGAAAUCUGCAAGUUUUUGAGUUCUUAUGAUGUCAAAGAGUUAAUAUUUUUACCAUAUGCACAAAAUGAUUUUGAUAGCUAUACCAAAAAAAUAAGUGAUGUUAUUAAUCCUUGGGGGUUUCCUGUUAGAGGAUUACACACAUUUAGCGACCCCAUUGGUGCCAUUAACUCUGCCAAAGCUAUUUUUAUUGGCGGUGGUAAUACAUUUCUCCUGUUAAGCCGAUUAUAUGAAAAAAAAUUAGUGGAACUAAUUAAAGAUAGAGUGGCCAGUGGUAAUUUACUUUAUAUUGGAAGCAGUGCUGGUACAAAUGUUGCAACAAAAAGUAUACAUACUACUAAUGAUAUGCCAAUUAUUUAUCCUCCAAGCUUUGAUGCCAUUGGCAUUGUGCCCUUUAAUAUAAAUCCUCAUUAUAUUGAUUAUGUUGAAAAUUCAACCCAUAAGGGUGAAACUAGAGAUCAAAGACUUACUGAGUACAUGGAGAUGGCUCAUGCUAAUCCAGUGUUGGGUUUAAGGGAAGGCUCAGUUUUGCAUGUCAAUGGUAAUUCACUUAUUUUAAAAGGAAUAGCAGGUGCUGUUGUUUUUAAAAGGAAUAAAGACAAAACAGAAUAUAAAGUUGGUGCAGAUGUGUCAUUUUUAUUGGAAGAUAAUUGAAAAAUAGCAGCUAAGAGAUGACUUAAGUACUUAUAUAAGACAUGUAUAUUUUAUGGUUACAUACUGACUGUUAAAAUAUGAAUAAAUUCUAUUUUUAUUC
Pieris rapae (cabbage white) is the source of this 1018-nucleotide messenger RNA. Its product is annotated as probable alpha-aspartyl dipeptidase. The coding region runs from base 133 to 918 and encodes 261 amino acids. Lineage: Eukaryota; Metazoa; Arthropoda; Insecta; Lepidoptera; Pieridae. The transcript is spliced from 3 exons. Gene Ontology annotation, molecular function: serine-type peptidase activity. Gene Ontology annotation, biological process: proteolysis. The record is from RefSeq and is a predicted model, not a curated record.